AUGAACUGUGUAGAAGUAGGAAGAGUCCACAGACUAUUGAAACUGCGUUCAACCGCUCACGGACGCGUUGGCGCAACCGCAGCGGUUUACACAGCCGCUAUUUUGGAGUAUCUAACCGCAGAAGUCUUGGAGCUCGCUGGUAACGCGAGCAAGGAUCUUAAAGUGAAGCGUAUCACACCGAGACAUUUGCAGCUCGCUAUACGCGGUGAUGAGGAGCUUGAUACUCUCAUCAAAGGAACUAUUGCUGGUGGUGGUGUCAUUCCUCACAUUCACAAGUCUCUCAUCAACAAAUCUGGCCAAGAAUGA
Messenger RNA from Eruca vesicaria subsp. sativa (arugula), 306 nucleotides. NCBI's taxonomy places the organism in Eukaryota, Viridiplantae, Streptophyta, Magnoliopsida, Brassicales, Brassicaceae. The record is from the annotation of a GenBank genome assembly.